This is a messenger RNA of Dicentrarchus labrax (European seabass), 2137 nucleotides long. Its product is annotated as D-amino-acid oxidase. Lineage: Eukaryota; Metazoa; Chordata; Actinopteri; Moronidae. Gene Ontology annotation, molecular function: FAD binding; D-amino-acid oxidase activity. The coding region runs from base 254 to 1309 and encodes 351 amino acids. The record is from RefSeq and is a predicted model, not a curated record. The transcript has 12 exons.
GAGACAAGUCCUAUCUAUACUACUUUAUGACAGCAUAAUGACAUCACUGGUGACACGGAGUAGUAGUGGGCGGAGUUUGGAGGCUGAGAGGUUAUUGCCCUGAAUUUAUCCCUCCAUGAUGACAGACAGACAGACAGACAGACAGACAGGGGGCCUGUAGCUGCUAUCUCCGCCCCCCGCACACGUGACAGCUGGAGCACUGACUGGUUACAGACUUCAACAGCUCCUGUAGCGGUCACACUAAUCCGAAGACAUGCGGGUGGCAGUGAUUGGAGCUGGAGUCAUUGGCCUGUCAACAGCUCAGAGCAUCUAUGAGCAGUAUCACUCCAUCGUCAGUCCGCUGACCAUUGAGGUGUACGCGGACCGUUUCACGCCACUGACCACCAGUGAUGGAGCUGCUGGCUUCUGGCAGCCGUACCUCUACGAUAAGGGCAACGUCCAGGAGACAAAAUGGAAUAAAGAGACAUUUGACUACUUGCUGAGCUUCCUCAGUUCACCAGAGUCCGUAAAAAUGGGUAUUUUUCUUCAGUCUGGCUACAACCUCUGCUCUGAACCAGUCCCAGAUCCCUCUUUCAAAGAUAUUGUCCUGGGCUUCAGGCAGCUCACAGAGAGAGAACUGCAGAUGUUCCCCGGAUACAAUUAUGGGUGGUUCAACACUGCUCUCAUGGUGGAAGGUAAAUCCUAUUUGCCCUGGCUGAUGGAUUGGUUGCAAAAAAGGGGUGUGAAAUUUUACAACAGGAAAAUAGAGUCCUUCAAGGAGCUGGCAGAAACUGGGGCAGACGUGAUAAUAAACUGCACGGGUAUAAGAUCAGGAGAGCUCCAGCCAGACCCCGAGCUCAAACCAGGCCGCGGUCAGAUAGUGAAGGUGGACGCUCCGUGGCUGAAGCAUUGGAUUCUUACCCACAAUUUUACAACAGGAGUCUACAAUUCACCGUACAUCAUUCCAGGGAGUCGUCUUGUGACAGUCGGCGGGGUUUUCCAGUUGGGAAACUGGAGUGAACAGAACAACUCCACCGACCAUAAGAAUAUCUGGGAUGGCGCUUGCCAGCUUGAACCCAGUCUCAAGAAUGCCAGGAUAGUAGAGGACUGGUCCGGCCUCAGGCCUGUCCGCAGCAAAGUCCGACUGGAGAGGGAGGCCAUAAAGUCUGGUGCAACUUCAAUAGAGGUGAUUCACAACUACGGCCAUGGAGGUUUCGGACUCACCAUUCACAGAGGCUGCGCCCAGGAGGCAGCGAGGCUCUUCGGUCAGAUCGUGGAGCAAAAGGCAAAGGUCCAAAAGCCCGCUUGUAAAUCUGUUCGGCAGCAGUGAUUGGUGCUCCUUUUCAAAUUUCAAUGCCAGUGCCUUGUAUCUCAUAAAAAACACUGAUCUUAUCCAUAACUAGCAUUUUAAAGCAAACAGAUAUUCAGCAUCAUAUAUUUUUGAGGUAAUUACAUCACUUUAAAACAACGUAAUGUAUAUGUAACAUCCAUUAUUAAUUCACAUGUAACAAAAUCAAUCAUAGGAGGUUUGGGUCAUUUAAAAGAAGUAUAUAAAGUGUACCUCUCUUUCACUCAUCACACUGUUUAGUAAAAAAAUAACAACAUGAAUCCACUGCUCUUUUUGAAAGGUUAUUUACUAUAGUAUCAUACACAUUUACAUCCAGUGCAUUGACAAGAAUCUGUGCACACAGACACUUAAUGCAGCACUAUAUCUCAAACACUGGCAGGUAAGACUCAGCUUGCCUGUACUAGUUAACCUUUUUUAAACAAAACUUUACUCAGUGUGGGCAAAGUCCGUCUUCACAUCACCUUUGUUACAAACAAAAGCAAAGACAACAACUAAACCAGGUAUUGAUACAGUAUUUACAGAAAGACAGAACGCCCUGCUAAAUGGUUGUGUAUGCAGCAUGGAUUUUAGAUCGUAACACCAUAUACUCAUGUUAAUAAAUCAUGUAAUUCUUACUUACUAGGUUGAGCGUUGGGUGAUGAAAAUACUUAGAUUUAGAUUUCCUAAUACUUCAAUUUACAUUAUGUCGUCUUCAGUCCAGGAUCUGUGGUUCCAGUUGUGCUAUAAUUAUGAAAUAUUCUCGCCUGUAUGAUGCUCUGAUUAGGGCUUUUUCAGAUGAAUGUAAAUAAAAUCACCACGUAAUGAUCAAGA